Molecule: messenger RNA, 1392 nt
Organism: Aptenodytes forsteri (emperor penguin)
Lineage: Eukaryota; Metazoa; Chordata; Aves; Sphenisciformes; Spheniscidae
Gene: GABRA5
Product: gamma-aminobutyric acid type A receptor alpha5 subunit
Exons: 9
Coding region: 1-1392 (463 amino acids)
Biological process (GO): synaptic transmission, GABAergic; gamma-aminobutyric acid signaling pathway; nervous system process
Cellular component (GO): synapse; dendrite membrane; neuron projection
Molecular function (GO): inhibitory extracellular ligand-gated monoatomic ion channel activity; transmitter-gated monoatomic ion channel activity involved in regulation of postsynaptic membrane potential; GABA-A receptor activity
Source: RefSeq, a predicted model, not a curated record
AUGGACAAUGGGAUGGUCUCUGGCUUUAUCAUGAUUAAAAACAUCUUCCUCUUCUGCGUUUCCAUGAGUUUAGCCAGCCACUUCGGCUUCUCGCAGACGCCAACAGCAUCGGGAAAAGAGGACGCCAAUGAUAACAUCACUAUAUUCACCAGGAUCUUGGACGGUCUGCUGGACGGCUACGACAACCGACUGCGCCCGGGACUGGGAGAGAGAAUAACUCAGGUGAAAACAGACAUCUAUGUUACCAGUUUUGGUCCUGUGUCAGACACAGAAAUGGAAUACACCAUUGACGUUUUUUUCCGACAAAGCUGGAAAGACGAAAGGCUGCGAUUCAAAGGACCUAUGCAACGCCUCCCCCUUAACAACCUGCUCGCCAGCAAGAUUUGGACCCCGGACACUUUUUUCCACAAUGGCAAGAAGUCUAUUGCUCACAACAUGACAACCCCAAACAAACUUCUGCGCCUGGAAGAUGACGGCACUCUGCUGUAUACCAUGAGAUUGACCAUCUCUGCUGAAUGUCCCAUGCAGCUUGAAGAUUUCCCCAUGGAUGCACAUGCUUGCCCAUUAAAAUUUGGAAGCUAUGCUUACCCCAAUUCUGAAGUGAUCUAUGUGUGGACUAAUAGCACCACAACAUCUGUGGUGGUGGCUGAAGAUGGUUCACGACUUAACCAGUACCACCUGAUGGGACAAACUGUAGGAACUGAAAACAUCAGUACCAGUACAGGCGAGUACACUAUUAUGACAGCCCAUUUUCAUCUGAAAAGAAAAAUUGGUUAUUUUGUCAUCCAGACGUACCUUCCUUGCAUUAUGACUGUGAUCUUAUCGCAAGUGUCAUUUUGGCUAAACAGAGAAUCUGUCCCUGCUAGGACUGUCUUUGGAGUAACCACAGUCCUCACCAUGACCACCUUAAGUAUCAGUGCCCGUAACUCUUUGCCAAAAGUGGCCUACGCUACUGCAAUGGACUGGUUUAUAGCUGUCUGCUAUGCCUUUGUAUUUUCUGCAUUGAUUGAAUUUGCAACAGUCAACUAUUUCACCAAGAGGAGUUGGGCAUGGGAUGGCAAAAAAGCCCUGGAAGCUGCUAAAAUCAAGAAAAAAGAGCGCGAAUUGCUGGGAAAUAAAUCAACUAAUACUUACAGCACUGGGAAGAUGACCCCUGCACCAAACAUGCCAAAGGACUCAGCCCCAUCUGUCAUCUCAAAUGCUGCAUCUGCUCCAGUGAAGUCUGCAGAAGAAAAGCCUGCUGAAAGCAAAAAGACUUACAACAGCAUCAGUAAGAUUGACAAAAUGUCCCGGAUAAUUUUCCCGGUGCUGUUUGGAACUUUUAACUUAGUUUACUGGGCCACAUAUUUGAAUAGGGAGCCUGUUAUUAAAGGUGCCAAUUCUCCAAAAUAA